Messenger RNA from Hippocampus zosterae (dwarf seahorse), 2274 nucleotides. RefSeq lists its product as uncharacterized. Lineage: Eukaryota; Metazoa; Chordata; Actinopteri; Syngnathiformes; Syngnathidae. The record is from RefSeq and is a predicted model, not a curated record. The transcript is spliced from 4 exons. Gene Ontology annotation, cellular component: cytoskeleton.
AUGCAGCAGGAGAACCAACUGCUCGCCAAGGAGUUCGAGCAGAUGGCCACCACGGACCCGGCGGUGAUCCGGGACUGCGAGGAGCGCAUCAUCGAGAUCAUCAAGAUGCUCAUCGACCCGGACCUCGAGCACUUCAAGACCAGGAUCAACCAGAUCUACUCCGACCUGCAGGCCAACCACGAAUCCGAGCACGAGAUCUUCCGCAAGUGCAAGAACGUCAAGGCCGAGAUCGAAAACGUGCAGAGCAAGAUCAACGAGUGUCUCAAGCAUAUCGAGGAAAAGCGGUCUCUGGCCGAUGGGCUCAAGCGCGACCUCGAGCGCAAGGAGAGCGAGGCCGAGGAGCUCAAGAACGAGGAGCUGGCCAAGCGCGAGGAGAUUGCCAAGCUGCGCGAGGAGAGGGCUAGGAUCGACCGCGAGGGGGAGAAAAACCGCCAGGCCUUGGAAAAUAAGUACGAGAUGGAGGCCCGGCAGCAGCAGGCCCAAGACGAGAUCCGCUCGCUUGAAGACGAGAUCGAGCGGAUCAAGGAGACCAAGGAGCAGCAGGACCGGGAGAAGGCUUCCAAGGAGGAGCACAUGAAGCUGAUCAGCCAGCAGAUCAAGGACUCCUAUGAGCAGUGCACCCGGCUAAAGGCGGACAUCGAGGCCAUAAUCCGCGCAUGUGCCGGCCUGCAGGAGGAAAUCCAUAGGGUCAAGCAGGAGCGCGAUGGGCGCAACCGCGAGCUUGGCGCCAAGAGUCAGCAGCGGGCCCGUGAGCGCAGCAAGCAGGCUGCAGAGGCCUCGGAGGCAGCCGACCGCGAGCUGAGGAUGAGUGUGCGCAUGAAGGGCCAGUGCGAGCAGGAACUCAAAGACGAAGAGCGCCGCAAGCAGGAGCUGCUGGAAGAGCGGAAGGUGGCGCAGGCGGCAGCGAACAAGGAGUACAAGAAGGCAGAGGGAAAGGACUUCAAGAUGCAGCAGGCGCGGAACGAGGAGGAGAACAACCGGAAGAAGUACAUGAACGAGGUGGAGGCCUACAAGGUCGAGAACGAGAAGCUGAAGAAGGUGACAGACCAGCUGCAGCGGGAGCAGGAGAAGUACGGGAUCGAGGCCAGCCAGGCCCACGCCAAGUACUACCAGACGGUCGAGUAGGUCAAGAUCAAGAACACCCACAUCAACCGGCUCAAGCACACCAACGAGGAGUACGAGAGCAAGCUCAAGCACCAGCAGAACCUCUACGAGGCGGUCUCCUCGGACCGCAACCUCUUUUCCAAGGACCUCAACAAGAGCAAGGAGGAGACUGCGGAGCUGGUCCGCAAGUACAAGCGCAUGACCCAGGAGGUCGAGCAGCUGCGCGAGGAGAUCAAGGCCAAGGACCAGCAGCUGAUCGCCGCUGACGGGGACCUCAAGAAGAUCGAGCAGGAGAACCACGACUCCAACAACGAGCGCAUGCGGACGGACAACAUGAUCCGCCUCACCGAGGAGCUGGUCGGCCGCCAGGAGGCCACCAUCCUCGACCUCAAGAAGGUCAUCCAGGAGGCCAAGAACCAGAAGGUCAAGCAGCAGAAGGACUACGACAUGGUGGUCAACGAGCGGGACAUCCUCUGCACCCUCCUCAUCAAGCGCAACCAGGAGCUCAACGUCCUCUACGAGAAGAUCAAGCUGUCCGGCUCCAACCUGGCCAAGGGCGAGCUCCACUACAACGAAAUGCGCAAGGAGUACCUCCGGCUCCAGAGGACCCUCGCCACCCUCGAUAAUGAGCUGAGGGCCACGGAGUCCCAGGUCAGCUGCAUCGGUGACUUGAAGGCGGAAAUCGGUCGAAAGGAGAAGGACCUGCUUGGGCAGCAGGCCAAGAUCGAGUCCCUUGAAAACGAACUGACCAAGCCCAUGAACGUCCACCGCUGGCGCAAGCUCUAGGCGACAGACCAAGAGAACUUCGAGAGGAUCCUGAAGAUCCAGACCCUCCAGCGCCGGCUGAUCGCCAAGACCGAGGAGGUCCAGGAGAAGGAGAACUUCAUCCGCGAAAAGGAAAAGCUCUUCCUCGAGCUGAAGGACAUCCUCGCCCGGCAGCACGGCGUCGAGGUGCAGGACCAGCUGGCGGCCAACCGCCAGGCCCUCAAGGACAAGAAAGCCCAGCUCAAGAAGCUCAUGGCCGAGCUGGACGACGCCUCGCAGGAGGUAGACAUCCUCAAGCGCGAGAACGAGCGCACUCGCCACAAACUGGCCCGCGUCCGCAAAGACUACUUCAGGAUGCGUGACGAGGCCGAGCGCGUGGAGGAAGACAGGCAGCCCGCCGACUAG